This is a messenger RNA of Lates calcarifer (barramundi perch), 1891 nucleotides long. RefSeq names its product RuvB-like AAA ATPase 2 (gene ruvbl2). Gene Ontology annotation, biological process: regulation of transcription by RNA polymerase II; chromatin remodeling; box C/D snoRNP assembly. Gene Ontology annotation, cellular component: NuA4 histone acetyltransferase complex; Ino80 complex; R2TP complex. The record is from RefSeq and is a predicted model, not a curated record. Lineage: Eukaryota; Metazoa; Chordata; Actinopteri; Centropomidae. The transcript is spliced from 14 exons. Gene Ontology annotation, molecular function: ATP binding; DNA helicase activity; ATP hydrolysis activity. Bases 149 to 1528 code for a protein of 459 amino acids.
UUCCUUACCACCAUGUCUGUAGAGGGCAGUCAGCCUUAAAGCUUGCACAUAGAAAAGGAAGCACUUGUUUCUCUUCGGACACAUUUACCCUGCGCACCCUCAGAAAGAAGCGCCGCAUUCUCACAUUUUCACAAGUGUGGCAGCAGAGAUGGCGACUCCCAAGGUUCCCGAGGUUCGUGACAUAAUGCGGAUUGAGAGAAUUGGUGCACAUUCUCACAUCCGUGGCCUCGGUUUGGAUGAUGCUUUGGAGCCAAGACAGGUCUCUCAGGGGAUGGUUGGCCAGCUGGCCUCCCGUCGGGCAGCAGGGGUCAUUCUGGAGAUGAUCAAAGAUGGCCAUAUCGCUGGCAGGGCAGUACUGAUUGCUGGCCAACCUGGCACAGGAAAGACUGCCAUUGCUAUGGGCAUUGCCCAGUCCCUUGGCCCUGAUACACCCUUCACAGCGCUGGCGGGUAGUGAGAUUUUCUCUCUGGAGAUGAGCAAAACCGAGGCACUCAGCCAAGCUUUUAGAAAAGCUAUUGGAGUGAGGAUCAAAGAAGAAACAGAGAUUAUUGAGGGAGAGGUGGUGGAAAUCCAGAUUGAUAGACCGGCCACCGGAACGGGUGCCAAAGUGGGCAAGCUGACCCUAAAGACUACUGAGAUGGAGACAAUAUAUGACCUGGGCAACAAGAUGAUUGACAGCCUUAGUAAAGAGAAGGUACAAGCGGGAGAUGUUAUUACCAUUGACAAAGCCACUGGAAAGAUCAGCAAGCUGGGCCGCUCCUUCACCAGAGCCAGAGACUAUGAUGCCAUGGGAGCUCAGACACAGUUUGUACAAUGUCCAGAGGGAGAGCUGCAGAAGAGGAAAGAGGUUGUCCACACAGUGUCCCUUCAUGAGAUCGACGUCAUCAACAGCCGUACACAAGGCUUCCUGGCUCUCUUCUCUGGAGACACCGGAGAAAUCAAAUCUGAAGUCCGCGAGCAGAUUAAUGCUAAAGUGUGUGAGUGGAGGGAAGAGGGCAAGGCAGAGAUCAUUCCAGGGGUGUUAUUUAUUGAUGAGGUCCAUAUGCUGGACAUGGAGUGCUUUUCCUUCCUGAACCGUGCACUGGAGAGUGACCUGUCCCCAGUUCUCAUUAUGGCCACCAACAGAGGCAUCACUCGUAUCCGCGGUACAAAUUAUCAGAGCCCUCAUGGUAUCCCUAUCGACCUGCUGGAUCGCCUGCUCAUCAUCGCCACCUCGCCUUACACCGAAAAAGAGACGAGGCAGAUCCUCAAGAUCCGGUGUGAGGAGGAGGAUGUGGAGCUGAGCGAGGAGGCUCAUACUGUCCUGACCCGCAUCGGCAUGGAGACGUCACUGCGCUACGCAAUUCAGCUGAUCAGCACUGCAGGACUGGUGUGUCGCAAACGCAAGGGGACAGAAGUUCAGGUGGAGGACAUUAAAAGGGUUUAUUCUCUGUUCCUGGAUGAGGCCAGAUCCUCUCAAUACAUGAAGGAGUACCAGGAUUCCUUCCUCUUCAAUGAAACACAAAAUGCUCCAAUGGAUACCUCAUAAUGAAGAUGACUGCUUUGUUUUCUUACUCUGUGAAGUUUUUAUGUUGUCAAUCGUCCCCUUGGGUUCCCUGGAGUCAAUUCAGAACAGGUUUUUACUUCAAUUUGAAAUCGGCACUGAAUUACAUUGAAGAUAGAAAUCGAAUGUACUAAAUUCCUUACUUUUCUUCUCUGUUCAACUUUUUUCCAAUAUUGUUUAAAUUCAAUAUUAUUUACUGAAAUUUGGCUUAAUUCUGAAUUUAGGACAGUUCUGUUCAUCACCGAGGCCUUGUGGCAGGAAUAUCCAUUCCUUCAGUGUUUUUCUGUUUUGUUAUCUUUGCAAUUGUUUAUUUUUAUGAAAAUUAUUAAAUGGGCUUUUGUAAGCACA